Messenger RNA from Balaenoptera musculus (blue whale), 1149 nucleotides. RefSeq names its product transmembrane protein 186 (gene TMEM186). The record is from RefSeq and is a predicted model, not a curated record. Gene Ontology annotation, cellular component: mitochondrion. Lineage: Eukaryota; Metazoa; Chordata; Mammalia; Artiodactyla; Balaenopteridae. The transcript is spliced from 2 exons. Bases 29 to 667 code for a protein of 212 amino acids.
UUCACUUCCGGCAGCAGGCCUUGAAGUCAUGGCUGCCUUUCUCCGAGCUGUGCCGCGGUCGCCAGGGCCAGCUGCAUGGGGAAGGGCUCUCCACGAGCUGUGGUGCUGCAGUGGGCAGGAUCCUAGGAGGUGGGUGGGAAGCAGGCCACCAGCCUCCAAGGAGAAACCACCCGGCACAGAGACAGAGACAUUUCAGAUGGUGUACCGGUUUGAUGCCAUCAGGGCUUUCGGGUACUUGUCUCGGCUGAAGGUGGCACAGACGGCCCUGACGGUGGUGGCCUUGCCGCCUGGCCUCUACUGGUACUCCCAGGGCCUCAUGACCUUCAACUCCCUGUGCCUGGCGGGCGGGAUCGCUGGCUUUGCCCUGGCCAUGUUGUGCUGGAUGAGCCAUUUCUUCCGGAGGCUGGUGGGCAUCCUGUACGUGAACGAGUCGGGCACCAUGCUGCGGGUGGCCCACCUGACCUUCUGGGGCCGGCGACAGGAGACAUACUGCCCUGUGGCCAACGUGAUCCCCAUGACGGAAAGCCAGGAUCGGCCUCAGGAGCUGUUUGUGCGGAUCCAGCAGUACAAUGGGAAACAGACCUUCUACCUCACCCUGCGCUACGGACGCAUCCUGGACCGAGAGCGUUUCACACAGGUGUUUGGGAUGCUGGACAAGCUCAAGUGAACGGGCAGGAGCCAGGCCUCCUGCAGGAAGCCUGAGGGUGUGAGCGGGGCUGAAGGAGGGGGUCGGGCAGCUGGAGACUUUGCUGGGGCCCCUGGGAACUUGUCUUUUGGGAUGAGGAAAUUCAUGAGGUAGAAGUGAGUAAGUGGGUUUAGAAAGAGGCCCUGAGUGCAGAUUCUUAACUGCACUUGUGUGUGACAUUCAGAUAAUGGCCAGAAGUUUCUGUUAAGAGCCAGUUCUUGGAGGAAGAGAUGCUAAGCUCUCUCGAACAGUUUACACUGCUGUGAAAUCAAAGACAGAGAGGUGGGGGGCGGGAGCCAGAAGACUUGGGUCUGUCCGUUUCCAAAUCCCUGUCCUGGGGCAGGUUAUCAAGUCUCUCAGAACCUUGGUUUUCACAUCUUUUUUUUUUUUUUUUAACAUGUUUAUUGGCGUGUAAUUGCUUUACAAUGGUGUGUUAGUUUCUGCUUUAUAACAAAGUGAAUCAG